Molecule: messenger RNA, 2139 nt
Organism: Etheostoma cragini (Arkansas darter)
Lineage: Eukaryota; Metazoa; Chordata; Actinopteri; Perciformes; Percidae
Gene: kcnf1b
Product: potassium voltage-gated channel, subfamily F, member 1b
Exons: 1
Coding region: 114-1433 (439 amino acids)
Biological process (GO): protein homooligomerization; potassium ion transmembrane transport
Cellular component (GO): membrane; voltage-gated potassium channel complex
Molecular function (GO): voltage-gated potassium channel activity; protein binding
Source: RefSeq, a predicted model, not a curated record
CGCAAGAGGUAACAUUUACGCGCCAAGAAAAGUGGACAUCAGUUCCGGUUUUUACCCUUUAAUUCAACGUUAUAGGAUAGGCUACACAUUUAUGCAGUCACACAUUGAUUAAAAUGUGGACAGUUCCGAAGCCAAAAUAUAGAACUGGGUUGUGCGCCGAGGGGGAGAUUACUGUGAACAUUGGCGGAGUCCGUGUGGUGCUUUUUGGGGAGGUUUUGAACCGCUACCCGGACAGCAGACUAACGGAACUGUUGAACUGCUCAACCCAGAACCAUGAAGUCAUCUCGUCGCUUUGUGAUGACUUCGAUCCAUGCAGAAAAGAGUUUUACUUUGACCGAGAUCCGGAUGCCUUCAAGUGCAUUAUAGACGUUUACUACUUUGAUGAAAUCCACAUUAAACCCGGCAUUUGCCCCAUUUGUUUCAUCAAGGAGAUGGAGUUCUGGAAAAUAGAUCAAAAUGUUUUAGACGAGUGCUGUAAAAGUUACCUAAGUGAGAAGAAGGAGGAGCUGACAGAGAUUGCAAACAAAGUGAAAGUGAUCCUGGAGGAUCUGGAGGUGGAUGAGUGCAUUACGCGCAGCCAGCGGUGCCAAAGGUUCCUGUGGAGGCUGAUGGAGAAGCCGGCUUCAUCCCUGCCGGCGCGCAUCAUUGCCAUCGCAUCCUUCCUCUCUGUCCUGGUCUCGGCGGUGGUGAUGUGCGUGGGGACAAUCCCGGAGCUCCAGGUGACGGACGUGGAGGGAAAACUGGUGGAGCACCCGAUCCUGGAGGGGAUCGAGACCGCCUGCAUGUUAUGGUUCACCGUGGAGUACUUCCUGCGUCUCGCCUCCUCUCCUAACAAGCUGCACUUUGCGCUUUCCUUCAUGAACGUCAUUGACUUCAUGGCCAUCAUGCCGUUCUACGUGGUCCUGUCCCUCACUUACCUUGGCACCACGUCCAUGAUGGAGCUGACCAACGUCCAACAAGCGGUGCAGGCGCUGCGCAUCAUGCGUAUCGCGCGUAUUUUCAAGCUCGCUCGCCAUUCAUCCGGACUGCAGACUCUGACCUACGCACUCAAGAAGAGUCUAAAGGAGCUGGGGCUGCUCCUCAUGUACAUGGGCGUGGGGAUCUUUGUGUUCUCGGCGCUGGCAUACACCAUGGAGCAAAACCACCCAGAGACGCUUUUCAGAAGCAUCCCGCAGUCUUUCUGGUGGGCCAUCAUCACCAUGACCACGGUGGGCUACGGAGACAUCUACCCCAAAACCACGCUCGGGAAGUGCAACGCAGCCGUGAGCUUUCUGUGUGGGGUAAUAGCCAUCGCAUUGCCCAUCCACCCCAUCAUUAAUAACUUUGUGGUCUUCUACAAUAAGCAGAAAGUGUUGGAGACCGCGGCGAAGCACGAGGUCGAGCUGAUGGAGCUGAAGUCUGGCAAGGAUGCGCGCAGAGAAAGCAGGAAUUAACAUGAGACUGAACGCACAGCAAAUAAAGACUUUUUCCAGAGCUUUUACUGCUGUCAUGCCGGUAAUUCACUUUCUACAAGAAGGUGAAAAUCAAAAGAUCCCCUGUCCACAUCUAGUCUAGAAUCUAGUAAAUGUACAAAAUUUGGUACGCAGAGACCUUUAAAACAACACACUGAAACUUUGCCCGGUCCUGCAGACACAUUGGCCCAGCUCCAUGCAGUGACACUGUACAUAUAGCGCCGUCUCAUAUGUAGUCUUUGUAGUUGAAUGUGACUCUGCCGUGUGCUGCUUAUUACUGCAUGGUGCCGUUAUUUCGUUCCAUUACUCUUGUUUUGUUGUAAUGGAACAAUAAGUUGUGCAUGAAAACCCUGUGGAGUACAGAGGCGAUUCAAGCCCUAAACUUGACCUCUAAAAAAGAACUGAAUAAAGGAGUUCUGCUCUAGGAAUACCACAGCAAAGUGAAACUAAACCCAGAAUCUAAAUGCAGAGAUCAUUCAGGGAAAUUUUUUUUAGCUAUCUUACAGAACAUACAGUAGUACUUUACAGCCAAGGUCAAAAUCACAUAAAAGUCAAAUGUCCAACAGUUAUUGAAAGUAAAUUUUGGAAAGGUCUGCUUUUCCAUAGAUAAAUAUCCAAUUUCAUUUGUAAAACCACCUCACUUUUGUAAUAAUGGCCCUGUGGUUCAGCAUUAAAGGACGUUUUCUCA